Ctenocephalides felis (cat flea) is the source of this 1373-nucleotide messenger RNA. RefSeq names its product intracellular protein transport protein USO1-like. The record is from RefSeq and is a predicted model, not a curated record. NCBI's taxonomy places the organism in Eukaryota, Metazoa, Arthropoda, Insecta, Siphonaptera, Pulicidae.
UCGGUGUUCCAGUCAGUGUUUUUAUCAAAUUAAACAAGUUAAGAUUUUACCACACAACACACGACGUUAUUACAAUACACAAACAAAAUAUUUAGUAUUAUUUUAAUAAACAAAAUGGAUUCCCCGACAUGGAAAACUACCAUUGUCAAUUGGAUUAACUGUCUGUCUGUGAGGAAUACGUUUGUCAGUGAUUUUGCUGAUUUGGAAAAUGGAGAUGUGUUUUUUAAUUUGAUAUGUGCUUUUACAAAUGACAGAACGCCUUUGGAACAGAAUGAAACAGUUAAUGUCAUUUCUCAUGUUAAAAGUUUUAUAAAAGAAACUUAUCCAGAUUUUACACUCAAAAGCCCGUCUUCAAACACAUUCAUACCCGAAGACUGUGUUUACAUAAGCGCCCUGCUGCUCCACUAUUGUGUCAUCAGACUAAACGACACAAAUACACCAUUCAAAAACCUAAUGAUCAGUUUAGACGAGACGUGUCAAAUAGAUAUAUAUAAAUAUUUACAAAACGUCAUGCAACACAAUGCAUUGACAAGGGAGAUGAUUGCUUUGUCAAUACCUAUAGAAACAGAUAUGCAUUUCGAUUCGCCCAGUUUGUCUCUGUCACCUUGUACACCCAACCAACAGAAAUAUUCGGGGCAGCUGCAGAGGGUGCAGGAGGAUUUGAAGACUAAAUUGUCGGAAAUAUUUUAUCUGGAAGAAUCUCUUAAAGAUUUGACUGAGAAAUAUAAUGAAUUAGCUUCUGAAAAAGAAAGACAUUUAUCAGAGAUUAAAAAAUUGAAAGAGAAUCUUGAAGAAUUAGACAGGGAGAACAAAUCGCCAAAGAAGAAUGUUGAUACGACAGAUGUAUUGACGCAGGUCACUAAACUGAAAAGCGAGAUACAGUCAAAGAACGAAGAAAUUGAGAAGCUUCAGCUUGAAAUUGAACACUACGAGAUCGAAAAACAUAAAAUGGAAUCAAAGCUCGAAGCCAUGACUACUAAUAUAGAAAUGCUCGAGAGCACAGCCGCAGAGCUGCAGCUGAAAAAUGAUCGUCUGCAAGUUAGUCUCGAUGACAGAAAUUUGGAAGUUGAGCGAAUGAAGGAGAUUUGUGGAGAAUUAAAUUUAACAAUCGAACAAUUGAAGGACAUGAACAAGAAGGAUAAAAGUAUGGAUGAGCUGGAUAUGUCCUUCUCAAAUUUACCCAUAGAAGUUCAGAGUCGUUACAUGGAAGAGACUUUGGCUCAGACCGUUGUCGAUGUCCAACUGCGAGAAAAGGAAACUGAGGUGGAUCAAUUGCAGGAGGUUUUAAACGAUACAAAAAAAGAAUUGGAUAAAAUCACAAAGGAAUUGAAUCAACUUCAGCAGGAGAACGAGGAGUGGAAAAAUAGAAAUGA